Messenger RNA from Ciona intestinalis (vase tunicate), 3230 nucleotides. RefSeq names its product protein PALS2-like. Lineage: Eukaryota; Metazoa; Chordata; Ascidiacea; Phlebobranchia; Cionidae. The record is from RefSeq and is a predicted model, not a curated record. Gene Ontology annotation, molecular function: protein binding.
CUGAAUCGCUGAUAUAAUUGUAACUUUUUAUUAUAGAUUGUUGGUAUGUAAGGUGUUAUAUUAGACAGAAGUUUGAAUACAUUGUUGGUAUUGAAAUUGUCAAAAUGCCGCAAGAACGCAGCCAAAAAGAUGCAGUGGAGACUGUUUUAAAGAAGUUAAACUCAGAACGUCCUAACAGCAUUCCUGAAAAGGAUUUGGUUUUCUUAAAAGUUAUAAUGGAUAGCCCUGUUGUGCAGUCCCUUGUCAAAGCUCAUGGUACUUUGGGGUUUGGUAAACUAACACCAGAAUCAGACCAGUUGUGUGUGUUGGUUGAAGAAGUGGUUCAAAAUGUGGAAAAAUCUGACAACGAACUUGAGUUGUGUAAAAUUUUUCAGCACGCCCAUGUUCGUUGCUUGUUUCAAGCUCAUGAUAAAAUUUCAAGCCUUCGAAAUCGGCAGUAUGUGAAUAUGUUGGGACCUGGCAGCGGAGAAUGGAAGAAUGCCGUCCGUAUGAUCGGAAUGUCAAAGAAAAAUGACGAGAAUCUUGGUCUCACAGUUGCACUUGUGGGCGAGGAUAUCAAAGUUACUCGAAUAUUACAUGGAGGUCUUAUACACAAGCAAGGCCUUCUGCAUGAAGGGGAUAUUAUCACUGAGAUAAAUGGAAACAAUGUAAAAGGGAAUCCAGAACUACUUAAAGAGUAUUUAAAGAAGUCCGAAGGUUCCUUUGUUUUAAAGACGAUUCCAAGUUAUAAUUCUUUACCUUCCGAAGGAGAUAUUUUUGUUAAAUGCAACUUCAAUUAUUCACCACACGAGGACACUAUGAUACCUUCAAAAGAAGCUGGGUUAAGUUUUACUAGAAACGACGUUAUUAAAAUUGUUGAUCGGCGGGACUUAAAAUGGUGGCAAGCACAGCAUGUCAAUGAAAAAGGAGAACCCCAAGGAAGAGCUGGCCUUAUUCCAAGCCAGGAUUUACAAGAAAGGAGGCAAGUUAAUACAAUGUCCCUGAAAUCCAAACCGGCGCUUCAAAUGUACAAGCUUUCCCAGCAUGACCAGUUUAGUUUGGGUGGAGUUAAUUUGUAUGAAGAAGUCACUAACAUGCCUCCAUUUACAAGGAAACUGGUUAUCCUGUUAAGUGAGGAUCCAGAAUUAGCUCAUAAAGUUAAAAUGAAACUUGUGAAAACGUUUCAACACCUAUACAAACAACCUAUAACUCAUACCUCUAACAAGGACAAAAGCGAUAAUGCAAACUAUCAUGUCACCGAUAAAGACAAAAUGCUAGAUGACAUCAGAAAGAACCUCUAUUUUGAGCAUGGUUACCAUGACGACCAGAUUUUCGGAACAAAAUACAAAUCCGUUAGCAACGUCAUGAAAUCGGGAAAAAUAUGUGUAAAAAAUUCGUCACCAAAGGAUUUAAAUUUUCUGAUGACGUCAGAGUUUAUGCCAUAUGUAGUGAACCUUCACCCAAUUAAAGAAAAAGAGACGAAUACAAUGGGGCAAUACAUGCAUUUAGUCAAUAUAACAUUAACAUGCGAAUCUGAAGAAGCUUACUGUGCCAAAGUUCAUGAAGAAAUUCAAUCACUUAGCACCCGAUCGCAAUGGGUCCCUAUAACAUGGGUCUAUUAAUUAAAUAAUCAUAAUUAAAUGAACAUUUACACCAUUCAUAAUAUGUUGCUAUUCUGUUUUAAAGUUCAGUGCUAUAUGUUGUCGAAUGCAUAACACAAACACACAUGAUGCAUAUUUACAACCAAUAACUUUUUGUCCUAAUAUAAAUAAGCGCAAAAAAAGCUUUAUAGUAGGGUGGGGGGGAGAUGGGGCACUUUUAGCACAUAUUAUUUAAAUAUCCUGAUCGGGUUUUAAACAAUUAACAACGGUCUACGGUAGUCAUGAGGAUACAGUUUUAAAAUUAUUUGAAUGUUAUUUGUUCACUAUCAAAUAGCACAAGAAAAUCCCAUCUUCCCUGUCCCAUCUCCCCCCACCCUACUAUAUUAUUAAUUCAAAGAUGCUAAUCCAUUUCUUAUGCAUAAUUUAUAUUCUGUAUAACACCCCAAUUAACCUAAUUUGCAUACAACAGUCAUAUAAGCAAAUGGUUUCCCUUCAUGAAAUCUAAUCGCAAUAAUAAUCAAAUUACUUAUUUACUUACAAAGUCAUAAUACUUAUUGUUCUCUAUUUUCCGAAUAAUAGUUUCAGGUGUGAUGUUACAGUGUUUCAUUCAUGGUAGUGUUCUGCUGCCAUACAGUUGAAAAAUAUGUCAUUGUUAGAAAUUGACAAAAUUUCGUAUAAAACCAGAAAUCCUUAAAAAAACAGCAAAUAAUAAAAAACAUUUGUAGGUAAAUUUUUGUCAAUAUUUUGGUUCUGCCCGCACAUUUUCUGAUAUACAAUUUUGUACCUACGUUCUACUACUAUUUUUACUAGGUGUAAUGUAAAUAUAAAUUUGUAAAUAUCCUUCAUUGUGAUUACUGAUUUCUAUGUUAAAAUUCAAGGUGAAACAUUAAUAUUAUUGUUCGACAAAUUGUUGCACCUCAUUUACUAUAGAAAUCUUAUAAACCAAGAGAAACAAUGAAAAUAAUAUAAAACUAAACAUAUUGAGUUCCAUGAAUUGUAGCGGACGUUAUUGUUCAUUGUUUUAUAUUACACAAACACCAUUGUCCCACCUCAUACCUUUGUUCUGUGUAUUGUGUGUUUCAAACGUUUAGAUUUAAAUCCAGAACCAUUUUGUUAAGACAGGAUGCUAAGCUAUAUAGUUGUGUGGACAAACCAACUUAGUGUGUUUAUUAUAAUUUAACAAAAUGUUUAAUUAAAUAAAAAAAGUAAUUAAAAAUGAAAAUGAAAUAGUUUGGAAAGGUAAAAAGUUGUUAAAUUAAACAUUUUAUUUGCCUGAUAAAGAAUUGUAUAUGAUGUCAUAAUGUAUGUUUUUGUUGUUACCAUAUUAAUACUGGAGUGAUUAAGAUUAUGCUGUCACAUACUUUAGUUGGACCAUCAUCAAUUUACAUUGUAGGUCACAGCAAUAGAAACUAUUAAAAGUAAAAAGAAAUAUGCUUUUUGUUAAAUUUAAGAAACAUUUAAAUAAUAUGUUAACUAAAAAAAUAAACAAUUAUUUUAUUUUAAAAAAAACUGGUACUGGCUCAAGGUAUAUAUAAUGUUUAUAAAUGUCAGAAUAGUUAUUUUUCCUAUCUUCCCCCUCCAUGUUAUUUUCCCAUAAACUUUGCAAUGUUUGUUAUGUUCAUGUGAUUAUAAUAAAACAACAAACUCAAA